GAUUUCAAAACCUUCUAUUUUUUCUAUUGUUUCUCUCAUUUCCUGAAUAGCUCCUGGAGUUUAUUCAGCAGGUAUCCUUAUCUUCCUCCUCACACACUGGUCACGCCAUGCAUGCCUCUGCUCAUGCUGAGUGACUAGUCAGUCUGUACCCAGGUCGUGCUUCAAGGCUGAGCUCAUGUUGUUUCUCUUGUGUGAACCAUCCUCGAUCACUUCAGUUAGUGCUGAUGUCCUUUUUUGAUCUCCCACCCACUUAGCAUGUGUUCUAUAACCCCACCAUCUCAGAGUGAUAUUUCUUUUUCUCUUCUUUUUUUUUUUUUUUGAGACGGAGUUUCGCCCUUGUUGCCCAGGCUGGAGUGCAAUGGUGUGGUCUUGGCUCACUGCAACCUCCACCUCCCGGAUUCAAGCAAUUCUCCUGUCUCAGCCUCCCGAGUAGCUGGGAUUACAAGCGCCUGCCACUAUGCCCGGCUAAUUUUUUGUAUUUUUUUAGUAGAGACGGGGUUUCACCAUGCUGGCCAGGCUGGUCCUGAACUCCUGACCUCAGGUAAUCCACCCGCCUCAGCUUCCCAAAGUGCUGGGAUUACAGGCGUGAGCUACCGUGCCUGACCUCAGAGUGAUAUUUCAUGUAUAUUCAUCACUGUUUGGUAGGAUCUCUCUUCACAUAGAUUCUGACUUCCAGGGAGACCGUACUUUCUUGCCUUGUCUCUGGUGCUGGAAACUCAGUAGACUACAAGUACUGAGUGAGUAUAAAGUUGGACAAGAACUGUUCAUUUGGUCUUUCAGUUGGUCUUUCAUUUGGUCAGGGAAUUGGUCAGCUUCCAUUUGUAAAAAGCUUUUACUGGAAGGAUUUAAAAAUCUAUAUGAAGAUAAUUCAGUAACUUUUAAGAGCUGAGCUUGAAAUUGAUAAUAAAUGCCAGUUGUUGUGCAGAGUAGAACCUCUGUUAUAAUGGUCGUGGGGGCCAGGGAUGGGGGUUCACAUUUGUAAUCCCAGUGCUUUGGGACGCCAAGGUGGGAGGAUUAUUUGAGCCCAGGAAUUUGAGACCAUCCUGGGCAACAUGGCGGGACCCUGUCACUAUAAAAAAUUUAAAAACAUUUAGCCAGGCAUGGUUGUGUAUACAGGAUUCAUGCCUGUAGUCCUGUUACUCGGAAGGCUGAGGUGGGAGGAUUGCCUGAGCCCAGUAAUUUGAGAUUACAGUGAGCUAUGACGGUACCACUGCACUCCUGCCUGAGUGAGACCCUGUCUCAAAAAAAUUAAACAAAAAAUAAUGGACUUGGGUGGUAAAAGGGGGGGAAAUUACAUACAGUAAAGAGAAAAAAAGAAGCAGAGAGAGAGGGCAGGGUCUAGUUCUUGUUGGGACCUGCCUGGGGCUUUAGACCCUGUAGCAAUCUGGAUAAUGACUUCCCCCACAAAGAUAUCUGCAUCCUAAUCUCCAGAAUUUGUGAAUGGGGCACCUUGUAUGGCAAAAGGGACCUUCAGAUGAGAGUAAAUUAAGGAUCUUGCUGUGGGGAGGUUAUCCUGGCUUGUCUGAGUGGAUUCUAAAUGUACUCACAAGGGUCCUUUUAUAAGAUUGUGGUGGGAGGGUCAGAGACACGGGAGAGGAUAUGAUGACAGAAGCAGAGGUUGGAGUGAUGAGCUUUGCAGAUGGAGGAAGGAGCUGCGAGCCAACGAAUUGGGGCAGCUUCUAGAAGAUGGAAAGGGCAAGGAUAUGGUGGAUUCCUUAGAGCUUCUGGAGGGAGCACAACCCGGCCAAUAACUCCAUUUUAGCCCAGUGAAAGCCGUUUUGGACUUCUGACUUCCAGAACGAAUGGGUGAGAAAUCUUGAAACCAAAGCAUUGAUCCCAGCACAGAGCAUUUUUGAGGAAGAACAAUCCCAUGGCAUGAAGUUGGAAAGAUAUAUAUGGGAUGAUCCUUGGUUCUCCAGGUUAGAAGUUUUGGGAUGUAAAGACCAAUUAGAAAUGUACCACAUGAACCAGAGUACAGCUAUGAGGCAGAUGGUCUUCAUGCAAAAGCAAGUACUAUCCCAGAGAAGCUCUGAAUUCUGUGGACUUGGGGCAGAGUUUAGCCAGAACUUAAACUUUGUUCCAUCUCAGAGAGUUUCUCAGAUAGAACAUUUCUAUAAGCCUGAUACACAUGCUCAAAGUUGGAGAUGUGACUCAGCCAUAAUGUAUGCAGAUAAGGUUACCUGUGAAACUAAUGAUUAUGACAAAACUGUUUAUCAGUCCAUUCAACCUAUUUACCCUGCAAGAAUACAAACUGGAGAUAAUCUUUUCAAAUGUACUGAUGCUGUUAAAUCUUUCAAUCAUGUAAUACAUUUUGGUGAUCAUAAAGGAAUUCACACAGGAGAAAAACUCUAUGAAUAUAAGGAAUGCCAUCAAAUCUUUAACCGGAGCCCAUCAUUUAAUGAACACCCAAGGCUUCAUGUUGGAGAAAACCAGUAUAAUUACAAAGAAUAUGAGAAUAUCUUUUAUUUCUCAUCCUUUAUGGAACAUCAAAAAAUUGGUACUGUAGAGAAAGCGUAUAAAUACAAUGAAUGGGAGAAAGUCUUUGGGUAUGACUCUUUCCUUACUCAACAUACAAGCACUUACACUGCAGAGAAACCCUAUGACUACAAUGAAUGUGGGACGUCUUUCAUCUGGAGCUCUUACCUUAUUCAACAUAAGAAAACUCAUACUGGAGAAAAACCCUAUGAAUGUGAUAAAUGUGGAAAAGUUUUUAGGAAUCGCUCAGCCCUUACGAAACAUGAACGGACUCACACUGGAAUAAAACCCUAUGAAUGUAAUAAAUGUGGAAAAGCCUUCAGCUGGAAUUCUCAUCUUAUUGUACAUAAGAGAAUUCAUACAGGAGAAAAACCUUAUGUUUGUAAUGAGUGUGGGAAAUCUUUCAACUGGAACUCUCAUCUUAUUGGACAUCAGAGGACUCAUACAGGAGAGAAACCUUUUGAAUGUACUGAAUGUGGGAAAUCAUUCAGCUGGAGCUCCCAUCUUAUUGCCCAUAUGAGAAUGCAUACUGGAGAGAAACCCUUUAAAUGUGAUGAAUGUGAAAAAGCUUUUAGGGACUACUCAGCCCUUAGUAAACAUGAAAGAACUCAUUCUGGAGCAAAACCAUAUAAAUGUACUGAAUGUGGAAAAUCCUUCAGCUGGAGCUCCCAUCUUAUUGCCCAUCAGAGAACUCACACGGGAGAGAAACCGUAUAACUGUCAGGAAUGUGGCAAAGCAUUCAGAGAACGCUCAGCCCUCACUAAACAUGAGAUAAUUCAUUCUGGAAUUAAGCCCUAUGAAUGUAAUAAAUGUGGAAAAUCCUGUAGCCAGAUGGCUCACCUUGUUAGACAUCAAAGGACUCAUACUGGAGAAAAACCCUAUGAAUGCAAUAAAUGUGGAAAAUCCUUCAGUCAGAGCUGUCACCUUGUUGCUCAUCGGAGAAUUCACACUGGUGAGAAACCCUAUAAAUGUAAUCAGUGUGAAAGAUCCUUUAACUGUAGUUCUCACCUCAUUGCACACCGGAGAACUCAUACUGGAGAGAAACCAUACAGGUGUAAUGAAUGUGGGAAAGCAUUUAAUGAGAGUUCAUCCCUUAUUGUACACCUAAGAAACCAUACUGGAGAAAAGCCCUACAAAUGUAAUCAUUGUGAAAAAGCAUUUUGUAAGAAUUCUUCCCUUAUUAUUCAUCAGAGAAUGCAUAGUGGAGAGAAACGCUUUAUAUGCAGUGAAUGUGGAAAAGCCUUUAGUGGUCACUCAGCCCUACUUCAACACCAGAGAAAUCACAGUGAAGAGAAACUGAAUUGAAUUUAUGCGAGUUUUUCGUUUCUUGUACAUUUGACAACACAUUGAGGAAAACCCUAUAAACAUAAUCAAGAGGGGACAUUUUUCAUUAAGAGUUCAGUAAGACUUCUCCCACAUUAUUUACUAGAAAAUAUCAUCUUAGAAGAAACCCCAUGAAGGAAAAGAAUAGGGAAAAGCUUUCAGCAGUUAUUUAGCCCUUACUCAAAAUCAGAUAAUUAACAAUGAAGGAAACUCUAAACUCUCCUUAUGGUCUACCAGUAAUUCAUACUUGAGGACCAUGACUGUGGGGAAUGAGGCAUCUUUUAGCAAGAGCUCUCACCAAUUGUAGAUUGGUGUGAAUUGCUAAGGGAAAAACCUUAUGCAGAGAAAAGUUUUUGACUGGAAAUACACUGUUUUGCAUCAAGCUGGAGUACUGGAUGGAAAACUCUACAAUAACAUUUUGUGCAUAAUUGUAGAAAUACAGAUUUUGUUGUUAUAAGGGGAGGGUCUGGGUGCCCAGGAGUAGAAUAUGAAGUGCUAAAUCUGAAUGUAAGAAAAAUAAUAGUAUUGAAUGGGGUAUUUACUGUUGAUUAACCUCCUUAGAGAAAAUUAAUGAAUGAGAUGACUAAUGGUAGAAAAGUUAUUGCCUAGGAGUGUGAGACUGAUGUUGCUGGACACAAAGUGAUCCUUAGCCCAGUGUGUCAGCGUCCAUUGUUACUCAUCACUGCAUUGUUGGGCAAUUAGUUUGUAAUUUGUUUUAGGCAAUCACUAUAAAUUAUAAUUAUGGACACUGCAUCAGUAUACAUAACAUGAAGGAAUAAAAAGGAUACAGAAUUGUAUAUACAUACUUACUGUAACACAUCUAAAAAAAUGUAUAUGGGUAAGGACCUGAAAGAUCCAUGGAAAAGUUAACCCAGUUAAUUUGAGAUUUUUAAAAAGUUUUACAAAUACAUAUAACGCUUAUGUGCUGGGCUUCCUUUUAAAUGCUUUCCAAGCGUUAACUUGUUUAGUCCCCUUUACUCUGAGAUAGGUACUGUUACCCCAGUUUUACAAAUGGCUAAGCUGAAGCAGAGAUGUUGAAGGAUCCUACCUAAGGGGCACAGCUAGUAAGGGAGUAGAGCUGAGAUUGGCUCCAGAGUUCUUGUUUUCAGCCACCAUUUUAUGCUGCCUCUCCAGUGAUUUUUUUCCCAUUUUCUUCAGUGUUUCUAUAGCAGAGAUUUGAUAAUAAAAAGAAAAUCCUAAACAAUGAGAAAUAAAGUUACCUGGUUUCUCUG
Pan troglodytes (chimpanzee) is the source of this 5030-nucleotide messenger RNA. RefSeq names its product zinc finger protein 606 (gene ZNF606). NCBI's taxonomy places the organism in Eukaryota, Metazoa, Chordata, Mammalia, Primates, Hominidae. The record is from RefSeq and is a predicted model, not a curated record. Gene Ontology annotation, biological process: regulation of cytokine production; negative regulation of transcription by RNA polymerase II; regulation of immune system process. The transcript has 2 exons. The coding region runs from base 1876 to 3780 and encodes 634 amino acids. Gene Ontology annotation, cellular component: nucleoplasm. Gene Ontology annotation, molecular function: DNA-binding transcription repressor activity, RNA polymerase II-specific; RNA polymerase II cis-regulatory region sequence-specific DNA binding.